AUGUCGGUCUCGAGGGUUUUCUUCGGAGUUAUAACAUUUGUGUUGAUAGUGUUCUCCAUUUUGAUUCCACUGGCACAGGCUCAAUCUGCGGCUCCUGCGCCAGCCCCAACAAGCGAUGGAACAACGAUAGACCAAGGCAUAGCAUAUGUCCUUAUGUUGGUGGCUUUGGUCCUCACAUACCUCAUCCAUUGA
Molecule: messenger RNA, 192 nt
Organism: Arabis nemorensis
Lineage: Eukaryota; Viridiplantae; Streptophyta; Magnoliopsida; Brassicales; Brassicaceae
Source: the annotation of a GenBank genome assembly